AUGCGUUCUCCUCACACAUUGUGGCGCUCUCGGUCUCCCUACAGUGAAGGUCGGUCACGCGAUGUCUCCCGAGGCCGUAGCAGCCCGAGACGGACCCGCGACGCAACCCCGGGAAGUCAGGACGCUCGAGUAGUGAAGCGAAACAGUCCCAUUGGACCAAGUAUUGAAAGACUUGGACGUGCGAUUUCACCGAGGGUCCAAGGGACGAAUACUCUGCGCUCUCAAAGCCCCUCACAAAACCCACGGCGAGAGCAUCCGGGUGACUUAAGCAAAGAUCAGACUUUAUUACGUUCAGGGCAAGCCUCUCCAGUGCCAGCCAUUGCAGUCGAAUCGGAAGUGCCGUCUAGGCGCUCAUCUCCGGCUCUUCAUCCCGAGCGCAAAGCGUUGGCUCCUCUUCGAAGCCGCAGUCGAUCACCCGCUCGUCCACCACUGUCCUUCCGUCCUUCGAGCCAAACGAUCCGUUCUCCAUACCGCCAUCCGAAUCCGGAUAGUGAGACUGCUGGUGGUGGUGAUGGAGGAAAAGAGCAGGAAGUGCUGGGUCGCUCCGCUGAUAAUGGAUCGUCGGAGCAACAACGGAUGGGCGGUGUCCGAAUUGGUGGCAGCAUCCCAACGCAACCGAGGAGCCUGGGUAUUAGCCAUUCUCCGCCUUUUGGAUCAUAUCCAGGACCGAAGGUCACGCCUGCACAGCACCGCGGAUCCCACAAUAUGUCGCUGUUGUCAGCACCAACACGUCCGCGUCGUGGACACGGCACUCGUGAUGUACAUUGGACAGGUGUACCGAUAGGACGUGGUCGCGGACCUCCCCCACCUGCACCAAAUAGUACGCCUUCUGGACCACGGGCUUCAUUCAUCCCUCCAGUACCGACAGGAGGCUAUCGUCACUCUGGAUCUCGCCAGAAUAGCUCCACAUCCGCUGCGUUGUCGCCAGUUCUCAAGGGACCGAAUCACCUUGCAGGUCUAGGAUCGGUCAUCCCUGGGGGUAGAUCUUUACCAUCGCCCUUGGAUGCGCCGACCGAAAAACGGCUGGCACAGCUAGAGCUGGAUAAAGAGAAACUACUCGAGCAGAUGGCGGAAACACAGCGAUCGAAGCGGGCGAGUCUCCGUGACUGGGACCGAUUAGAUCGCGAAAGCUCGAUUUGUGCUCUUAAAAGCGAGUUGGCCGAGGGGCACCUGCAACGAAUGGCGGAUGAAAGCCACGGAGGUGGUAUUAUGUUCUGA
Molecule: messenger RNA, 1218 nt
Organism: Penicillium maclennaniae
Lineage: Eukaryota; Fungi; Ascomycota; Eurotiomycetes; Eurotiales; Aspergillaceae
Exons: 1
Coding region: 1-1218 (405 amino acids)
Source: RefSeq, a predicted model, not a curated record